Messenger RNA from Zalophus californianus (California sea lion), 4392 nucleotides. It is a transcript of the gene SFTPD, whose product is annotated as surfactant protein D. The transcript has 8 exons. Bases 233 to 1360 code for a protein of 375 amino acids. The record is from RefSeq and is a predicted model, not a curated record. Lineage: Eukaryota; Metazoa; Chordata; Mammalia; Carnivora; Otariidae.
GAUCACAGACUGAGAGUUCUACAAACUCUAGGGCGAUAUGUGUGUAGUGAUAUGAUUAUCAGUGGCAGGUUUCCAGAAUGCAGGUGGGGGUGAGAGUAAGUCAACAAGGAAAGAGCUCUUAGAAGAACAGGGCUGGGCCACUCGAGUUACAAGGUAGGCAUAAAUAGCCAGUGCCCGCCAAGGAAAGGCUAGCUGGACUGGAGAUCCUAGAGUCCCAGAAGAAGCAACCGCCAUGCUUCUCCUUCCUUUCUCCAUGCUGAUCCUGCUCACACAGCCCCUGAGGUCACUGGGAGCAGAAAUGAAGACCUAUUCCCAGAGAACAGUGGCCAGCACUUGCGCCCUGGUCAUGUGUAGCCCUGUGGAGAAUGGCCUGCCCGGUCGUGAUGGACGGGAUGGAAGAGAUGGCCCCCGAGGCGAGAAGGGGGAUCCAGGUUUGCCAGGAGCUGUAGGGAGAGCCGGGAUGCCUGGACCAGCUGGCCCCGUUGGGCCCAAAGGGGACAAUGGCUCUGAGGGAGAGCCUGGACCAAAGGGAGACUCUGGACCAUCUGGACCUCCGGGACCUCGAGGCAUGCCUGGUUCAGCUGGCAGAGAGGGUCCAUCAGGGAAGCAGGGGAACAUAGGUCCUGAAGGCCCACCUGGCCCUAAAGGAGAGGCCGGGCCCAAAGGAGAAGCGGGUGUGGCCGGCAAGCCAGGCUCUGCGGGGACACAAGGUCCCACAGGUGUUAAAGGAGAGAGAGGUGCCCCGGGUGAGCGUGGAGCCCCUGGGAAUGCCGGGGCAGCAGGACCUGCUGGAGCCAUGGGUCCACCGGGACCUCCAGGUGCCAAAGGGCCCCCGGGACUGAAGGGGGACAGAGGUGCUCCUGGGGAAAAAGGAACGAAGGGAGAGAGUGGGCUUCCAGACAUCACUGCUCUGAGGCGGCAGGUGGAGGCCUUACAUGGACAGGUACAACACCUCCAGAAUGCCUUCUCUCAGUAUAGGAAAGUGGAGCUCUUCCCCAACGGCCGAGCUGUUGGGGAGAAGAUCUUCAAGACAGGGAAUUUUGAAAAGAGUUUUGAGGAUGCGCAGCAGGUGUGUAUGCAGGCAGGGGGACAGAUGGCCUCCCCGCGCUCUGCAGCUGAGAACGAGGCCCUGCAGCAGCUGGCCGCCAUUCAGAACAAGUCUGCUUUCCUGAGCAUGACUGACAUCAAGACAGAGGGCCAGUUCAUCUACCCCACCGGGGAGCCCCUGGCCUAUUCCAACUGGGCCCCAGGGGAACCCAACAACAGCGGCGGCUCAGAGAACUGUGUGGAGAUCUUUACCAACGGCAAGUGGAACGACAAGGCCUGCGGGGAGCCGCUCCUGGUGGUCUGCGAGUUCUGAGCCGCGGGGGCCGGCCGGGGAGCCUGGCCAGCGAGUGGGGACCCAGGCCCAUGUGCUGCCGAUGCCCCAAUAAAAUGGCACCGCCUCUGCCGGCCAGGGCUUCUCCGUAGAGCCGUGGGGGGAGGCCAGAAGGCAGGUCCCUGCCUUUUUUUUGGUAUUUUCUUUUCUUCUUUUUUUAAAUUAAGUUUUUAUUUUAAUUCCAGUUCGUUAGCAUACAGAGUUAUAUUAGUUUCAGGUGUAGAAUAUAGCGAUUCAACAGUUCCAUACAUCACCUUGGGCUCAUCAUGACCAAGUAUUAUAAAGAAUGUAAAUGAGAGAUGCCUGGGUGGCUCAGUCGGUUAAGCAUCUGCCUUUGGCUCAGGUCAUGAUCCCAGGGUCUUGGGAUCGUGGGGCUCCUUGCUCAGCGGGGAGCUUGCUUCUCUCUCUGCCUGCCACUCCCCCUGCUUGUACUCUCUCUCUCUCUCUGACAUUAAAAAAAAGAAACACAAAAUAUAAAUGAACCUAUGCUUAAGAAAUUGGAAUGACACCUGGGUGAAGCACAGGCUCAUAGGAGCCAGUGCUAGACAUAGAGCCAACCACUCUCUCCCUUGUUCCCAGAGACCAUGAGCUCUGCCCUUUCUGGCCCUUCCUCAAUGGGUCCCCCAGGUCCUCUGCCCAACACUCCUGCAGCCACAUCCUGUACAUAGGACAGCAGGCCUGAAAACAAAACCGCAUCUCUCACCAGCACACAGCUCAGGCUCUCGCCACGAUCUUUCUCCUGUUACUAAAAAUAUUCCCCAGUUCCUGGCAACUUAUGAAAUAUAAGUCACUUCCACAGUAAGGGCAAACAACUCUCCAGCACAGAGGCCACACCUCGACACGCUCACUGAGGGAGCUUAGAAAGACCUUUUUGUUUGUUUGUUUGUUUGUUUUUAAUUGCAAAUAUGAAGAACAACUGAAUCGAGCUUUAAGCGAAAUAGGAGCGUUUCUUCUAAAAACAGAGAGUUGUGAAUUGGCCCAAGGAGGACUGGGAGACAGCGUCUGCUGUUUCCGUGGCUUCUGCAUCCUCCCCUCUUCCUCCUUUCCACCCCAGCUUCCUCUUCUUCCCACUCCCUUGACUGCCCCUGUAAGGCAAAACUUGUGUCACAGAAAUUGCCACCCAGAGAUUAGAAACUCUUGCUUGAUAGCAAUUCAAAACUCCUAUGAAAAUGAGUCUGUCUCAGAUGCCCGCCUCUGGUCCAGUCACCUAAAUCUGGAGGGUGGGUCCGCACAGGACAGUAUGGCCACUGGGAUCCAUGCAAGGUCAUGGUGGUUUGGGCAGACCCUCUAAAAGUGAUCACUACCCAUCCUGACACUUCAGCCAAGCCUAUUUCUUGACAAGAGAGAGGGAAAGAGUGCAGCACUAAGAAAUCUUCUGUGGUGUUGAAGGCUGGGAAUGCUGAGACCCCAAAAUAGAAGAGGCGGCAGAUCUCUCUGCACUGUGGGGCCACAGGGGCCUGGUUUGCUCUCCAGCACCGAGAACGAGUAAGGAGAGUCAUUUGGGCUCUGUAGACACAGCUUGACUAAUGCAGAGCACUGAGGCAAGCAUUUCAGAAAAUUCAGGCCUGAGCCCAUUCCUGAAGUAGAGGCCUCCCUUGCAAGUACUUCUAUCGUGGGCAAAGGUCAACACAGAUCUUAAACAUUAUCAGCCCCAUCCCAACCAUGGUAGCCAUGGUCCCUGCUUUAGUAGCCUAGGUGCCAUGUAAAGCCCGGACUGUGUGAUUCUUAUGAUCUCAGGAGAUGUUGUGACCCUCAUAGUGCCAGGUGACAUCAUGGGAGCAGACUGGGAUCCUUCCCUGUUUGGACAGGGGACAACCACAGCAGGAAGGCCCUGUUCAGUUUAACAGAAGAUUCUCAAGUUACUCCCUGGUUCUCAACCCUCCUGGCGCCACACCAGCCCACGUCCCGCAAUGAACAGCCAGUGGGGAGACCUCUGAUGUUUGCUUUUUCAGGAUCCUAGGUUUCUUCUGAAUUCCCUUGAUAUAAAAGGGAAUUGCUUACGCCGAGGGCAUUCUCCAUCACUCUUAUCUUUUGCAUGUCCUUAACCCAAGGUUAAUAGUGUGCUUCACUUUUCAAGUUACCUACAUCUUAUAUACAAGAGCAGAGAAACCAGGUAUCUAUCAGGAGGAGUAAAAUAUGAAUUUAUACCUCAAAUAUUUGUCAGGCACUGACAUACAGAGAUGGAAAUGGCUGGUCAUGCCCUCAUAGAUGCUGCAGCCCUGCACAUCCAUAACAUUAGAGGUAAGCUAUAGAAUGUGUUCCAGCAGUGGGCAAUCGAGAUGUUCAAUAAGUGGAUUAGAAUGAGCAGGCAAGUCUAAAACCCGUUAACGGGGAGAAUAGGGAGACGUCUCCUUGUGCAAUCUCCAGGCUACUCAGACUCUCACUAUUGUUCAGGGGAAUCGUCUGUGGCUGAGGCCUCUGGAUGGCUAAUAGCAGGUGUUUUGUAGAUGCUACUGUUUUUCACCAAUAUUUCAAUGAGGGAGGCCUUAUGAAGACAGGCUUGUGGCAUGUGUCACCUCUGGGAGGACGCACAUGAGGACCAGGGCACAUCCCCAAAUGGCCUCUUUUCUGCUGCCACUGUGAUCACAGAAGGCUCUGGUGGCUAUGAAGUUACUCUACAAUCCAGCAUUCUGGAAACCUGAGCAAAUUCAUGGAGCACAACUGCCCUUGUGGACCUAGGGGGGAUCACUUGCAACCACUUGGGCUCCCAGUGAGAUUUGCGGGUUGUCACUGCAGCCUCGGUAGCCCAUCUGUAUCCGUGACACAUUGAAUAGUAGCCUCCUUGGCCUCCAUUUACUUAAGCAGUGUAAUCUCUCAGACUGCCUGGCUCAAACAACUUUUGAGUCCCAGAGGGACUCAUGCGGGCCCUUCCUGAGCAAAAUGGUACUUUUCAUAGUUUUUAGUACGUCGGCAGAAUGAAUGGAGUAAAUACAUGAAAGAGUUGAGGGAAUGAAAUCCUCAAUUCCUACUUGUAAGUCUGUUUAUAGGGCUGAAUAAAGUGUUUUCAAGAUGUU